AUGCCAGAGGUUCGAAACGAUGCUCGUUUCGACUCAACGAAGUUCUUACUCCAGUACUGGCAAGCUGGCAUCCCAGGGUUCGAGCCAUACAUUGCCCUCGGAACUGAAAUCCUGCACAAUGUCAUCAAAUGGAAUCUAACGCCUACUGGUAUUGCCAAGCUGAACAAGCCGUUGUCUGAUGAGGCAAACGCUGCUCUAAGUGAUAUUUUAACCGAUGACGAAGCGCGGCAAAUCAUCGCGCCUAUUCUAGAGAAGCGCCGUGUACAGAAGGUAGCAGAUCCAAGCUUAGAGUAUCAUGAUGCUUUGGACUGGUACGAGACGGCAGCGAAAAGAAUGAGCGUUGACUAUGAUCCUGCCGAUCAACAGUUGGCCCUCAGUAUUUCUGCCAUUCUGACCAGCAACGAUCUCAUGUCCCAGAGCAUCAUGGAUCUUUGUAAGAACCCAGAGAUGUUCGAGCCCCUAAGGAACGAGAUCCGGUCUGUUAUCGGAGAUGGGCAGUGGAGGCCUACGAGUCUCUACAAUACGAAGCUCCUUGACAGUGUUCUUAAGGAAACUUUGCGUCUUAAGCCUGUCGCAGCUGUGGGUCUUGGACGCAGAGUCAUGGAAGACGUCCGCCUCAAAGAUGGCACAUUUCUUCCCCAAGAUUCUGGCAUUGCUGUCAAUGCGGAAAAAAUGUGGGACCCGAAGAUCUAUGAGAACCCGCGAACCUAUGAUGGAUACCGUUUCCUGAGACUGCGGGAAGCUUCUGAGCAAGGGGAAAAGACAUCUCAGCUGGUCAGCACUUCGCCUGAACACUUAGGUUUUGGCCUCGGCAUUCACGCUUGUCCUGGUCGCUUCUUCGGCGCCAAUACGGCGAAGCUGGUCAUGUGCCACCUGUUGCUCAAGUACGAUAUCAAGCUGGCGGAAAACGCCAACACCAAUCCUCUGGAGUUUGGGUUUUCUAUGCUUGCAAACCCCACCACCAGGGUCCUUGUCAGGCGGAGAAAGGAGGAGGUGAACUUCUAA
Molecule: messenger RNA, 1005 nt
Organism: Colletotrichum fioriniae
Lineage: Eukaryota; Fungi; Ascomycota; Sordariomycetes; Glomerellales; Glomerellaceae
Source: RefSeq, a predicted model, not a curated record